This is a messenger RNA of Vitrella brassicaformis, 4301 nucleotides long. The record is from the annotation of a GenBank genome assembly. NCBI's taxonomy places the organism in Eukaryota, Vitrellaceae.
AGAAGCCCACGCGCACAGCGCCUGAACGAGAGCAAACAAAAAGGAGAUAGGCAGCGAUUUCCCACUUGUCCAGUUUGUCUCUAUAUAUAAUCCUGCUAUCUACUUGGCGGGGCGUGAAGAUGCGCUCCAAAACGACGAAAUCCUCAGCUCUGCUGGGGAUGGCAGCGCUGACAACCUUUGUUGUGUUGGCUUCCCACAGUUGCGUGAGUGAGAAUCUGAAUAUCAGCGCACGUGGGACCGCGACAGUGCAGCAGCCAAUCAGAGCCAACGUCGUAUCGGUGAACGCAGAUAGGCUUGAUGUCAAGCACAUUGUGGACCGGUGAAACUCUGCUGUGUUGUCUAGCUACUCGUGGACGAGGAAGGGCUGGAAGAGAAGCGAUGCUCGGUGAACCAGAGGCAGUGCAAGAGGUGUGGCAAGGGACUCACCGGUGACAAAAGGUGUGAGCUGUGCGAAGUGGGCUUUUUUCUGUCCAGAAACGCGUGCAUACGUGAGCAAAGUGGCAACAGAAUCGAGACGAUCUGUCAGUUGUUUUCUCUACUCAGCAAUGAAUAAGUGUAACGUGUUGGGUGAUACUGUGUUGGGUGACACACAAAGAAAUGACGUCGCACGAACAAGGUACGCAAGGAAAUUACCUCGUAGAUUCAACUUCAAGUUCUCUUCCCUCCGCAGUCUGUUAUCCUCCCUUGUUGAAUGCCAUUACAAGUGUGCCAGGUCACCCGGUUGUGAAGCAGUAUCCUUCUAUGAUAAUGGUCAUUGCGUUCUCCACGACCACACUGCUCUUAAGACGAUGGGCUACAAGCAGGGCGUCCAGAGCGCCAGGCUUGAUUGUAAGCCUAUUGAAGAUCCAAGGGGGGACGGCUGUAGAGCAUCUUAUUGUGAAAAAUGCGGCGAGGGAGACAGGGAGUGUUUGCAGUGCCGUGGUAACUUUACCAGGACCGACAAGGGGAAGUGCAGAUACGAAAACAAAGAAGGUGAUAGCACUACUUCACGAAGAUUACUGAAACACUUUCUUGCUCGUGCAGAGGCCGACUGGCCAGAUAUCAGGCCUCCGACGUUCGGUUCUGAGUCUGAAAUUAUAAAAAAUGAAGUGGCGAGGAUCGUCAGUCUGAUGACCAUCGAAGAGAAGAUAGGGCAAAUGACAAUGGCCCGCCAGAAGUGGAUAAAACCCAGCGAGAUGAAGUCGAAUGCUGUGGGAUCGUACCUGCUGGGCGGGGACGACGAUAUCGGCGACAACUCAGCACAGGCGUGGGCCAGACUCUCAGAUCGUUACUGGAAUGCAACCACGGAGGUCGGCGACGCAAUCAUCCAUCCCCUCUUCGGGAUCGAUGCCAUCCACGGGCACAGCCAUCUUUCCACAAGCACAUUGUUCCCGCACAACAUCGGUUUAGGGUGCACUAAUGAUCCGAAACUCAUUCGGAAGAUCGGCAAGAUAACCGCGAAGGAACUGGUGGCCACGGGUGUUGACUGGACUUUUGCGCCAACACACGCAGUUGCGCAGAACUGGCGGUGGGGGCGAACGUACGAGUCCUUCAGCCAGGUAAGGCAGCCCGAUCAGGAGUGCGUGCAAAUGGAUGGUUGCGCUGCUGUGCGUCUGCAGAUACCAGCGAAUGUCGAGAGACUUGCCAAGGAAUUUGUCAUCGGUACAGCAAUCGAGUCCCACAGGUCAUCUCCUUCAUACCUGGCCGAUUUCAUACUUCAGGCCUCCAAGGCGCCGUUAAUGAAACAUUUCUCGGCGUGGAAAAUGUCCUUGGGUGUGCCAAGCACUUUGGGGGGGAUGGCGGCACCGAGGGAGGGAUCGAUCAGGGCAAUUUUCGUGGGACGCUGCAAGAGUUAAAAGACACCCAUCUGUCGCCCUACUUCGGCUCAAUCGAAGCCGGAGUGCAGACCAUCAUGGCAUCGUUCAAUUCGUGGAACGGCGUGAAGACGCACGGGAAUGAGUUUCUGCUGAGGGACGUGUUAAAGAGGAGGCUGGGCUUCACCGGGCUGGUAGUCGGCGACUGGAAUGGGCAUGCACAGGUAGACGGAUGCUCACCUGUCCAGUGCGACCAAGCAGUUGAAGCAGGUCAACAAAGCGAGAUAAGCAGCAGGCAGGCAAUGCACCUUCCCGUGUGCUUAUACAGGUGUUGACAUCAUGAUGCUAAGCAAGCGCGAUUGGAAGGGUUAUCUCCAGAACACGACAAGCUCAGCCAAAAAGGGCAGCAUCACAGCAGAGAAGAUCGACGAUUCUGUGACACGAAUCCUCACAGUCAAGGCUCUCUAUGGGGCCAUGACGACUCCCGCCCUCCGAGCAGCAGGCAUAAAGGAGCGAGCCUCCCCGUCGCAGCGGCCUGGCGCAGGGCAGUCGUCGGUCUUGGAGGCUGCCGAGCAUCGCGAGACGGCACGAGAGGCCGUACGGAAGUCUCUGGUCAUGCUCAAGAAUGGUGCCAAAGGAGCGACAGGCAAACCUGUACCUCUGUCCACGACGGGCAAGUAUCUCGUCACUGGAAGGUGUGCAGAUGACAUCGGCCUGCAGAACGGAGGAUGGACGAGAGACUGGUAAGCAUGUGAUUCUUAUACCACCCACUGCGGGCUGUUGGGCUGGCUGAUCGGCCAUCUACGUGUGUCUUUCACACAGGCAAGGCAGUCCCAACUAUCCCAACCGCUUUUUCGGGAAGGGCGAGUCGAUCUACAAGGGCAUCCGGGGGGGAAUGGAUGGCGGCGGGUCCGCAACCCUCUACCAGAUGGUCGACGGUGAAUUCCCCGACCUCAGCAGCUAUGAUGCCCUCAUCUUCUGCACCGGAGAAGAUCCAUACGCAGGUAACAGCAAAAACCUUCGCAUGAAUCGUGUUCUCGUGAUAAUUGUUGAAUGCCACCUAGAGUACUUCGGUGACCGGCACUGGCCAGCAUCGAUGGAUUUUGGACAAUUCCGUGUCGGCGCUGCCGAUGCGGGAUUCCUGGAAGAGGUCCGGACCAAGUACCCGUCUCUGACCAUCGUGACCCUCUUGUCCUCGGGCCGCCCACUCUACGUCAACAAGGAGAUCAACCUGAGCGAUGCUUUCAUCGCGGUGUGGCUACCUGGGACACAAGGUGGCGGGGUGGCAGACGUGCUCUUCGGGAAAAACGACCUUGUGGGCAAGCUGUCGUUUCAGUGGGCAUUGGAUCCAUGUGUAACCAUGGAGUACAACGGGGCUCAUGGUAACGAUCCGCCGUUCACUAAUCUGAUGCUGCCGAUUGGGUAUGGGCUGACGUACGAUGACGAGUCACUGAUGCCAACUCUGAACGUCGAUCAUUUACCACAAGUAAGUUGACAUGUGGACACAUACGCGAAAACUGUUUCUAUGUUCAACUUUUAUGCUCGCUGGCUUUGUAUGAUCAGUGUGAUCAGGAAAGGAGGUAGGACACACCGAAUUUAGAGGGUGGGGGAGCAGGGGUGAAUGUGCCUUGGGAAAAGUCGAUCCACCGGAGGAGUUGAUGAGGGGCUCGCCGAAGGCCUCGCGCAUCUUCUCAUCGACAAAGGAAGCCGUGGAUGGCACGGCAGGGCCAGCAGAGGGGGAGACGGCACCGAUUCAUCAUCAUCGCAAACGGCCGGGUCCGCGGGAUACUCAAAAUUCGUGCACGUGCCGCGCUUGCAGUUGACACAGUCAGUGCAGAGGCGCAUCCUCGGCUGCAUGUGGACAGCGCAGACUUCCCUUUCGCGUUGCAUGCGCAACAGGGGAGCCCGCCGCCGUCUCGCGGGAUGAGGGUCGCUGGAGGGGGCUGGGUGUAGUCCGACACACGCUCCCUCAUCCGAAAAGGAGGAGAAACAGCCGAAAAAUCACCGACUCAAUCAUUGGGCUAUAGAUGGUAGAGAAUGAAUGAAUGGUGUAGCAGUGAAUGACUAGUCUUCGCUCUGUCUUUGCUGCACAGUCGAUGCGGAGAAAGCAGGCAGGCAGGUAGUGUGUGUCUCUGUACAGACUUGUGUGAGGUAUAUCUCGCGAACCAGAGCAAGUGAGAAGACGGCUGUUUGAGUGGUUAAGGGGCUUUCCGUGUCGUUUCAGUUGGGGCUAGCCCGGUGCGUGUCUAUCCAGUCGCUGCACAGAAAACAGUAAGGCAGACAAUUGUUGUCGUCAGACAGAAUUGAGUGAAGCACAUCUCGCCAACCAGAGUAUGAAGUGAGAGUCUUUUGAGUGAGGCUUCAGAUGCGGCAGUCCGAUCCGUGGUGGUGUCUUGGUUGCAGAGAAGGAGGCGAGUGGAUGAUGGGCUGUUGGAGGGGUGACAGUUCAGAAUGAAGGAGAGUGAGGGAGGAGCUGCUGCUUGGUGUGAGUGAGGUUCUCACCUGGCC